This is a messenger RNA of Durusdinium trenchii, 473 nucleotides long. The record is from the annotation of a GenBank genome assembly. NCBI's taxonomy places the organism in Eukaryota, Dinophyceae, Suessiales, Symbiodiniaceae.
CCUCAAGGUGCUCGUUUGACCUAAGGGGACCCUCAGUCAACCCCAAGUUCGAAACAAGGAUGCGACUCGAAUGGACGGAGCAAAGAGAGAACAGGCAUCGCGACUCGAACGGAGCCUGAGCGGGGCAUCGCGACUCGAACGGCGUCAUCACUGGUCUGGACGACGAAGAAAACCUCCCGUUCCUGCAGGCUGCUCGUCAGCUGGUCGGGUGGUCUCUGAGAGAGCUUUGACCACAGGCCCCGAGCUGGCCGCUCAGUGCGGCUCCGCGGCGGCCGCCGCCGCGGCGGAGGUGGCGGCAGGUUUGGGCCUUCCGUUGCCCGCGCUGCAGCAGCGCCAGGGAUGGGCUGCAGCUCAGGCCGCCGGCGAGGUUGCCCUGGAGGAAGCCUUGAAGAAGGCCUCCGACCCUGCUGAGGCCGCCCAGGCGGCCGCGCAGGCGGCCAAGGCUGCUGCGCUGCAGCACCACUUGGGGCAGG